GCCAAAAGUGGUCAUGGGGUUAUUUUUAAACUUGGGGAGGAAGUAUUUAUUGUUCCUGGGCUGAGGAAAGCUGGGCAGCCUGUGGGAUUCUUCUGGGGGAGCAGUGCUGUGUCCUUUCCACCAUGUCACCUAAGAAAGCCAAGAAGAGAGCAGAGGGCGCCAAUUCCAACGUGUUCUCCAUGUUUGAACAGAGCCAGAUCCAGGAAUUUAAGGAGGCCUUCACCAUCAUGGACCAGAACAGGGAUGGCUUCAUAGACAAGAACGAUCUGAGGGACACCUUUGCUGCUCUUGGGCGUGUGAAUGUGAAAAAUGAGGAAAUUGAUGAAAUGCUCAAGGAGGCUCCAGGUCCAAUUAACUUUACUGUGUUCCUACAGAUGUUUGGGGAGAAACUUAAGGGGGCAGACCCCGAGGAGACCAUUCUCAACGCGUUCAAAGUGUUUGACCCUGAAGGCAAAGGGGUGCUCAGGGCUGAUUACAUACAGGAGAUGCUGACCACGCAGGCGGAGAGGUUUUCCAAGGAGGAGGUCGACCAGAUGUUUGCCGCCUUCCCCCCUGAUGUGACUGGCAACUUGGACUAUAAGAACCUGGUGCACAUCAUCACCCACGGAGAAGAGAAGGACUAAGGAGGGGAUUGCCUUUGGGUGGGUGGAUGGGGGGCGUCCCUGCCCUCUCCUCACUUUGCCCAGUAAUGCCACCACCCCUGCCCCUGGCCUGUUGGCUGUGUGGCCACCUCAUUUAUCUACCUCCAUCUUCUUCGCAGCCUGGGUGCCUUAGAGAUACCACGUGGCCACACAGCCGGCAGAUGGAAAUCCAUCCAGAGGCCAUGUUCAAAUAAACAGGAGGUUGUGUA
Messenger RNA from Balaenoptera acutorostrata (minke whale), 850 nucleotides. RefSeq names its product myosin light chain 2 (gene MYL2). The record is from RefSeq and is a predicted model, not a curated record. Lineage: Eukaryota; Metazoa; Chordata; Mammalia; Artiodactyla; Balaenopteridae. Gene Ontology annotation, biological process: heart development; cardiac muscle contraction; muscle cell fate specification. The transcript is spliced from 7 exons. Bases 123 to 623 code for a protein of 166 amino acids. Gene Ontology annotation, molecular function: calcium ion binding. Gene Ontology annotation, cellular component: myofibril; cytoplasm.